ACAAAAACCAUCUGAAAUCAAAGCCGCUGAAAACGCACCGCACCUCACCACUGAACAAAACCCAUAAAAAAAAAAUUACUGAAAUUGCUUCUAAACCCUAAUAAUUUCAUUCAAUGAUUUGCAGCAGCAGCAGCAGAAUAAAACUUGUAAACAGUAGGAUCAGACAUCUUCAAUGUUUCAUUUUCUCACCCCUUUACACAGGAGGAAAACGAUAUAUUGGUCAUUCGGUCAAUUCAUCUUUAAAAUGCAGUAAAAUUAGCAUUGAAAAAUCGUCAUUAGCAACCAACUUAGCAUCCUUGGUUCAAGAGGCCUCUUUAAUUGACGAUGAAAAGAAACCUUUGACCCGAUUAGAUUUAAAGAGGUUUCUCGAGUUUCGUAUAAAGAAAAGGGUAAAGGAUCAAUAUAGGAACGGAAAGUUUCAUAGUUUGUUUGAAAAAGUCAUUGCUAAUCCUUAUACUCUUCAAGACGCCUAUAAUAGUAUUCGGGUUAACUCUAACGUUGACUUAGCAUCAGAGUGUGACGAUAUUAACUUUGAUUCGUUAGCAAAAGAAUUAUCUUUAGGGGAUUUUGAUAUCAGCUCUAACGUUUAUUCUAUUUCAACGAGGGGAGUGAAUAAGGAGACGUUAGUGCUUCCGAAUCUUAGUUUGAAUAUAGUUCAAGAAGCUGUUAGAAUAGCUUUGGAAGUUGUUUAUAAGCCUCAUUAUUCUAAAAUCUCACACGGGUGUCGAAGUGGAAGGGGUCAUUCAUCGGCUUUGAAGUACAUUCGUAAAGAAAUCUCAAAUGCCAAUUGGUGGUUCACGCUUGUACUUAACAAAAGACUUGACACUUGUAUUCUUUCUAAGCUUAUCUCGACAAUGGAGACCAAGAUCGAAGAUCCCAGAUUAUUUGGUAUAAUUCAUAGCAUGUUUGAAGCUGGUGUUUUGAACAUGGAAUUUGGAGGGUUUGCAAAAAGCCAUGGUUUACCACAAGAGGGCAUACUGUCUCCGGUCUUGAUGAAUAUAUAUCUUGAUAUGUUUGAUACUGAAAUCCGUAAUUUGUCAAUGAAACAUGAAGUUAUUGACCCUGCAGAUGAUAGUCAAUGUGAUGGGUCAGAGUCAAAGUCAAAGCUGCGCAGCUGGUUUAGGAGACAAAUUGACCAUGGUCAUAGAAAUGAAGAAGUUUUGUCGGGGGUUAGGGUACAUUGCUGUCGGUUAAUGGAUGAAAUUCUUGUAGUCAUGAAGGGUUCCAAAGAAGUGAGUUUGACUUUAAAGUCUGAGAUAGAAACCUACAUUCGGGAAUCUCUUUAUCUGGAUUUUGAUAGUAAGACAGCUAUCCUACAUUGUAAUGAUUCUCGAGGUGUUCAAUUUAUUGGCAAGAUUAUCAAGAGGAAUGUGAAAGAUAGUCCUGCAGUCAGAGCGGUUCACAAGUUGAAGGAAAAAGUUGAGUUAUUUGCGUUACAAAAACAAGAGGCAUGGGAUGAGGGGACAGUCAGAAUUGGUAAAAAAGUGUUGGGUCAUGGAUUCAAGAGAGUUAAAGAAUCAGAAAUCAAACAUCUUGCUGACAGUGGUUCAGUUCUGAGCCAGGUGUCGCAUUUUCGUAAACAAGGAAUGGAAACCGAUCAUUGGUAUAAAGUCUUACUAAAAGUAUGGAUGCAACACAUAGAUGUGAAAUCUACCGAGACCGAAGAAAGUAUUAUAUCCAAGUUUAUCGCUGAAGAAGCAUUACCUAAUGACCUAAAAGAUUCGUUUUAUACGUUUCAAAACCAUGCCAAAAAUUAUGUUUCUUCCGAGACUAAAUCUACUCUUAGCCUUUUGCCUGAAUCUAGCAACUCUUCUGAGUCAUAUUCCAUCACAGAAGUUAUUGCCCCAUUGAAGCCUAUACGAAUGUGUCUCCAACGAUACGGAAUAAUCAACUCUGAAGGGUACCCACGUGCUUGUCAAAUGCUUCUUUUACUAGAUCAUGAUCAUAUUAUCGAUUGGUUCUCGGGUUUAGUUUAUCGGUGGCUUAGAUGGUAUAGUUUAUGUGAUAACUUUGUUGAAGUAAAGCUAAUUAUUACUGAAAAAGUUAGGAAAUCUUGUAUUCGUACACUAGCAACAAAGUAUAGAUUACAUGAGUCUGAGAUAGAGCGGAAAUUUGACUCGGAUUUGAACAGAAUCCCAUUAACUGAAGAUUUUGAAAAUGAUUUUGUCAAUGAUAUUUUGGAAAAACAGGAUGUUUCUUAUGAUGAAGGAUUACUGUAUGGGAUUCCCUAUAGCGGUUUGUGUGUACUAUCGUUGGCAAGAGCAGUAAGUAAAUCUCGACCUUGUACUUGCUUUGUAAUUGGGUGUAGGGCUGCUGCACCAUUUGUUUAUACUGUUCAUGUUAUGCAAAGACAAAAGUUUCCUGUUUGGAAAACGGGAUUUUCGAGCAGUAUUCAUCCAAGUUUACAUGGGAGGAGGAUUGGGUUAUGUAAGCAGCAUUUGAAGGAUCUGUUUUUGUGUCAGAUAUCUCUUCAAUCUAUCUCAUUUGGUUCAUGGAAAUGAAAUAUCAUUCUGUAAAGGCUGCGUAGGACAAGAGGAAUACAUUGUUUCCCUACUGAGUGUGUGCUACAGUGAUCUACUUGGAUGGUAGGAGGGCUGCUAGAAUAGCCACGAAUGAAUUCUUCCUGCACUGAUCUACUUGGAUGGUACCCUAUACACUGUAUUUUUAUAUCUCAACAUCAACAUUUAUAAAAAUGGCCUUCCUUGGGUCUCGAUUCAUUCAAGCAAAGCAAGUUCUUCGAAGAUCAUUAUCGAAAGGAAGAAGCACAAUAUCAACAGUCAUCCCUAAAGGCUAUCUAGCAGUUUAUGUUGGGGAGCAAUAAAGAAAGAGGUUUGUGGUUCCAGUUUCAUUGUUAAGCCAACCCCCAUUUCAAGAGCUACUCCGCCAGUCAGAGGAAGCAUUCGGGUAUGAACAUCCGAUGGGUGGCCUCACAAUCCCAUGUAGUCAAGAUAUGUUCAUUGACGUUGCUGCUCGUUUGGGUGUACUAUGAAUUGGAUAAUAAAUCAUUUUUGCUAGAAAUAGUAAAUGUAUAAUGAACCACUAGGACCAUUGGUAGGUAAAUUGGUAAAUAGAUACUUGUAUGAGUUGUAGGAAAUUCAAAGUUCAAAUCAUCUAUGUUAUGGAUUAAUAGAGUUAAUUAUAUUCUUCAUCUAGUUUAUGAUA
This is a messenger RNA of Erigeron canadensis, 3162 nucleotides long. Its product is annotated as nuclear intron maturase 4, mitochondrial. Lineage: Eukaryota; Viridiplantae; Streptophyta; Magnoliopsida; Asterales; Asteraceae. Bases 114 to 2501 code for a protein of 795 amino acids. The record is from RefSeq and is a predicted model, not a curated record. The transcript is spliced from 4 exons. Gene Ontology annotation, biological process: mRNA processing.